This is a messenger RNA of Telopea speciosissima, 1139 nucleotides long. RefSeq names its product protein CONTINUOUS VASCULAR RING 1-like. The record is from RefSeq and is a predicted model, not a curated record. The transcript has 7 exons. Gene Ontology annotation, cellular component: Golgi apparatus. NCBI's taxonomy places the organism in Eukaryota, Viridiplantae, Streptophyta, Magnoliopsida, Proteales, Proteaceae. The coding region runs from base 106 to 906 and encodes 266 amino acids.
AAAGGAAAGGGGGAGAAGCAAAGAAGGAAAAAACAGUCAAGAGUGUUUGGUGGUGUGAGAUACGCUGGAACGGAAAGGUGCCGUUUAGAAGCAAAUUGGCGGUGAAUGGUGAUGGGAGAUGACAAAUCGUCGACUGUAAUGGCGAGCAGAGAUCGAGAGCUUCUCAUACCUGUAGCUGACUCUGCCGACGAAGAUGCUUCUUCUAAACCCUCUUCUUCAUCUGCUGCUUCGUCUCAUCACUCCGGUAGAGAGGCUUUCUGCAAAGUGGUUCGAAGCUGGGCUUCAAAAAAGUUUAUGUCUGGGUGUGUCAUCAUAUUCCCAAUAGCGAUCACAUUCUACAUUACAUGGUGGUUUGUUCAUUUUGUGGAUGGGUUUUUCUCUCCAAUCUAUGCUCAACUUGGAAUCAACAUCUUUGGUCUUGGGUUUGUAACUUCAAUCACUUUCAUCUUCUUGGUUGGGGUGUUCAUGUCCUCUUGGCUGGGGGCAUCUGUACUAAGCCUCGGGGAGUGGUUUAUCAAACGGAUGCCAUUUGUCCGUCACAUCUACAAUGCAUCUAAGCAAAUUAGUGCUGCUAUAUCACCUGAUCAGAACACCCAAGCUUUUAAGGAAGUUGCCAUCAUAAGACAUCCACGCAUCGGAGAAUAUGCAUUUGGGUUCAUCACUUCAACUCUCGUCCUUCAGAAUUAUUCAGGAGAAGAGGAACUGUGCUGUGUGUACGUACCUACUAAUCAUCUUUACCUUGGUGAUAUAUUCCUCGUCAACUCCAACGAUGUCAUCAGACCAAAUCUGUCAGUUCGUGAAGGAAUUGAGAUUGUUAUUUCUGGGGGCAUGUCGAUGCCCCAGAUCCUGUCAACUGUGGAUCCUCAUAUAAUCCAGGUAGACAGAAGUACAUCCAGUAGAAAAUGAAGAUGGAGUUGAGCACGGCCGGCUUGUGGUUUUUAACUGACCCAGUUUGCUGUUUGAGAUUGGAAAAGGCCACAUUUAUUUGUCACAUUAUGCCUGCAGAAUUGGAAUGUUGUGUUUUUUGCUAGUUAAAAUGGGAUUCUGAUAGCAUCUGUAGCAUUCCUUUUAAGGAUACACAAUAAUCCCAUGUACAAUAUUGUUGUGGUUCAAUUAAUGUAGAUUAAGUGACUUUCAAU